AUGAUGUUGUGCUCGUAUGUUACUUUGCAGCAACAAAAGAAUCUGGAGGGAUAUGUGGGCUUUGCUAGCCUUCCCAACCAAGUGUACAGAAAGUCUGUGAAGAGAGGCUUUGAAUUCACCCUGAUGGUUGUGGGUAAGAAAAUGCUAUUCAUAUAUUGAGGUCAUGGUUCAACAGAGUCAUUUUUUCAGUCAUUUCAGUUUACACAAUACAGUUUACCAGUUAAAGCUGUAAAUGGUAAGUUAGAUUUGGAGACAGGAAUAUAUGUGUGUGACCACAUUUGUGUACAAGCAAAGUGCGUGUGUGUGUCUGUGAUUUUAACCUCCUCGAGUCAGGAGAGGGAAGAUAACCUCUCUCGUUUACUUUUUUUCACAUCCUGCUUAUUAAAAUAGCAUUAUUUUGAUUGGAUUUAUUCAAAACUGUGCAGUAUUAUAAAAAAUACAAGAGUGCUGUUGAAGUACUUGGAUGUGGUCGUUGAACUCGGCAAGGACCUUCAUUUGCUAAUCAGUCACUGUUUGGAGGGAAAAUGUUUCUUUGGGUCAAACCAUUUCCUGUGGUCGGCAUAGCAGAAUUGGUCCCUCACUGCUAAAAAUAGUUCGUAUCGCAUUUCAUCUGAACAGCAGCCUCUUUCUGAGCCAGUCAUGGGUUUAUGAUUGAUCAAUUUAAGAAGUUAGGCUACACUCCUCAUUCUAUCUAAACAUGUCUGCCUUGCCAGGCACUCGCAUGCAACUGGGUUCCUCUUAAACAAGUCAUGAUUUACCCUGCUGUAUAAAAUGUCCUUUAAAGGCAGUGUGUUGGAUGGUGCCCAAGUUGGCUGUUGGGGCCCAAAAAUGCCUUGAAUAAUUUGCCAGCCUGAUUGCUGCAAUAAUAAUAAUAUGAUUUUAAAGUCCUAUUUCUGGGAAUGCAAACGCAUCACAAACGAUGCAUACUGUGCAUAUGUGAAGUAGGUUAGUUUAUAUCAAUACACCAGUGUUUUCCAUGUAACAUGACAGGUUGGAGUGCUGCGCUCAGCGAGGCAUAGUGUGCUGUGUCAGUCACUGCUGAUAACGCUAGCCCUUUCUCACACUACACCACCAGUGACCUAAACCAGCAGGGACAUGUGGGCUCAAAGCUCCGCCUACUGCUGAGGCAAUGUGUAUGUAACAGUGUACGAGACUGAUAUUGCUGAAUUAGUAAACAGUAAAACUAUCAACCAUUUUCUUUUUUGCUGUAGAUGUUGUAUUAAAAUGUACAUUAAUGUAUACAAAAUCCACAGCAAAAAAUAAAAUGGAAUUAGCAAACAGUCAAACUAUCAACCAUUUUAUUUUUUGCUGUGGAUUUUGUAUACAUUAAUGUACACUUUAAUACAACAUCUACAGCAAAAAAGAAAAUGGUUGAUAGUUUUACUGUUUACUAAUUCAGCAAUAUCACUCUCGUACACUGUUACAUACACACUGCCUCAGCAGUAGGCGGAGCUAGCUCCUCUACUCAGUCCUGAAGAGCAGUGCCUGGCAGUGUGACUGGCACAGCAGUGACUGGCACAGCACACUAUGCCUCGCUGAGCGCAGCACGCCAACCUGUCCCGUUACCUGGAAAACACUGGUGUAUUGAUAGAAACUAGCCAUCCAUAUUCAUAGGAGUAUGAAGAUGGGUAUUGAAAUGCACAUUGUCAAGUGCAGUCACUCAACACAGAAAUGAUAGCUCUCAACUCCCAAUACUGUAGCCUGUAAAUGGCAGCUCGUUGACGAUCGAGCCGUAGCCCCCAGCCAGUGAGGUCAGUGCCAGUGGUAAUUUCCACUGCCCUAAUGAUUCCAUUCACCAGGAGCAUGGAGACCAGGAACACAAUGGUUAGCCAUACUGGAGAAACGGGACCACACAGCCAGCAUAAGAGGCAUUCUCUAGCCAUGUUCAGACUAGAAGCUGUUGUCCUAUCCCUUUACACAAUCAUUCAGAUGGAUGGUCGUCUUGGACAAAUGUCAAUGGCCCUCAAUCAAAGACAUGACCUUUGAUGGGAUUUAUUGGCUGGUCUUUAUUAGAUGCUUCUACAGUACUAUUGGAUGCCUCUAAAGUUGCAUGACUGGCUAUCACACAGUGGGAUGUACCCGUUUUCAACAUGUAUGGUUAGCUGUUUAUAAUGUCAGUGUUCCCCUAUAUCUUUAAAUGUUGUUCUUGCUGAUAUAGCUACAUUGUAUACUGUGCACACUAGGCCUAUAUGUUGAUUGAAUUGCAUUGAUUCACUCAUUUAAAAUGACACUGAUGGACAAUGACCCUAAUGUAGCAACACUGCCAUUAGGCUAUAUGAUCCAUGAUUUAUAUAUAUUUUUUUAAAGAUUCAGUUUUAUUGCAACAGUUUUUUUCUUUCUUCUAGGUGAAUCAGGAUUGGGCAAGUCCACGUUGAUCAACUCUCUGUUCCUAACAGACUUGUACUCUUCAGAAUACCCUGGGCCUUCACACAGAGUCAAAAAGACUGUACAGGUAGUUUAAAACACUUCUGCAUAACAGUCCUGUAUUCUCUUGUUGAAUAUCCUUCUUCCACUGAUGACCAUGUUAGUUUGCCUCAGUGUUGAUACCUUGGCAUUUGAAACACAUUCUGCGAUAUAGAGCAGACUAAAGUAUUCAUACCCCUUGACUUAUUCCACAUUUUGUGUUACAGCCUGAAUUCAAAAUGGAUGAAAUCGAUUUUUUUGUUUGUAUUAUCUUUUACCAGAUCUAAUGUGUUAUAUUCUCCUACAUUAAUUUCACAUUUCCCCAAACUUCAAAGUGUUUCCUUUCAAAUGGUAUCAAGAAUAUGCAUAUUCUUGGUUCAGGUCCUGAGCUACAGGCAGUUAGAUUUGGGUAUGCCAUUUAGGCAAAAAUUUAAAAAAAAAAAAAAAAAAAAAAAAAAGGGUCUGAUCCUUAAGAGGUUAAGUCAAAACUGUAACUCGGCCACUCCAGUGUAAGCAACUCCAGUGUAGAGUUGGCCUUGUGUUUUAGGUUAUUGUCCUGCUGAAAGGUGAAUUAAUCUCUGUGUCUGGUGGAAAGCAGACUGAACCAGGUUUCCCUCUAGGAUUUUGCCUGCACUUAGCUCUAUUCCUUUUUUUUUUUAUCCUGAAAAACUCCCCAGUCCUUAACAACUACAAGCAUAGCCAUAACAUGAUACAGCCACCACUAUGCUUAAAAAUAUUGAGAGUGGUACUCAGUAAUGUGUUGUAUUGGAUUUGCCCCAAACAUAACACUUUGUAUUCAAGACAAAAAGUUAAUUGCUUUACCACAUUUUUUGCAGUAUUACUUUAGUGCCAGGAUGCAUGUUUUUGAAUAUCUUUAUUCUGUACAGGCUUCCUUCUUUUCACUCUGUCAUUUAGGUUAGUAUUGUGGAGUAACUACAAUGUUGUUGAUCCAUCCUCAGUUUUCUCCUAUCACAGCCAUUUAAAUGCUGUAACUGUUUUAAAGUCACCUCUCUGGCAACUGAGUUAGGAAGGACGCCUGUAUCUUUUUAGUGACUGGGUGUAAUGAAACACCAUCCAAAGAGCAAUUAAUAACUUCACCAUGCUCAAAUGGCUAUUCAAUGGCUGUUUUUUUAUUUUUUACCCAUCUACGAAUAGGUGCCCUUUGCAAGGCAUUGGAAAACCUCUUUGUGGUUGAAUCUGUGUUUGAAAUUCACUGCACGACUUGAGACGUUUCAGCUUUUCAUUUAUUUAAUUAAUUUGUAAAAAGUUCAAACAACAUUGUUCCACUAUGACAUUAAGGGGUAUUGUGUGUAGACUUCUGACAAAAAUGUAAUUCAUUUUAAAUUCAGGCUGUAACACAACAACAUUUGGAAAAUAGCAAGGGGUGUUAAUACUUUCUGAAGGCACUGUAUGUCAUUUAGUCCAGAAACUUGCUCUACUCGGUCUCCAAAACAUAACGUUAUCUCGACACAGAUGCUCGUCUGUUUUUCUGGUUCCUCUGCAUUGUUAGGUAAUAGUACAGUGUUGGGCUGCAUGUUGAUACAUGCAGCUAGAAUGAGAGUCACCCACUGGCCUCAAUGUGUGAUACACACAUUUAGACUAGUAAUUGGGGACAAGUUGUCUUCCUGAGAAGUUGUUUUGGUACUCUUCUUUCCCUUCAUUCUCUUCUGUGUUGUUGCAAACACUCUUGUGGAGACAGGUGUUUGCUCAACACAGUGGGGCCUGCGUUGUUGUCCAAAAGUUAAACAACCAGAAGUGUAGUGAGUGCUUAAUAUUCUUACGACAAUUCUUAGGAAAGUUGUAUUGUUCACUGUCAUACACCAAGUAUGAACAGUAACAGUAUGCAUUUAGACAAGACAACUAUUGAAUGCUAAUACAAUUAUCUAUUUCCCAGGUAGAGCAAUCCAAAGUGUUAGUAAAGGAAGGUGGUGUCCAGCUCCUGCUCACUAUAGUUGACACCCCAGGAUUCGGCGACGCUGUGGACAACAGCAACUGGUAUGCAAAGCUUGACAACUCCUCCAUUUUGGCUCCAAUAAAUGCAUUGAUCUUGACACAUUUGACAGCCAUUUCGGCUCAUAGCUUGCAAACAGGUUUCCAGGAAGUAGCAUCCAUUCUGGCUCAAUGUGUGUGGGUUUGUUUCCUCCCUGGGGCUGUGUUCCAUGCAGCUGGCAGCCGGUCAUCGACCACAUAGACAGCAAGUUUGAGGAUUACCUCAACUGUGAGUCGCGGGUGAACAGACGACUGAUGCCCGACAGCAGAGUGCAGUGCUGCCUCUACUUCAUCGCCCCCUCGGGACACGGGUGAGUCUGGGAGGGGGGAGAAAGAGAGGUUGGACAGUGUGAAUGAAGGGGGAGGGCUUCUUAUGAUUUAAUAAGAUUUCACAAGUGUAAAGUAGAAUACUCCAUAUUAGAAAUUCCAUUCAUUUUUGGCUACUGCCUCUUAUAGCCUUUCUCUCUUUAGGGUUGUUUUGCAAUAUACAGUGGGGAGAACAAGUAUUUGAUACACUGCCGAUUUUGCAGGUUUUCCUACUUACAAAGCAUGUAGAGGUCUAUACUUUUUAUCAUAGGUACACUUCAACUGUGAGAGACGGAAUCUAAAACAAAAAUCCAGAAAAUCACAUUGUAUGAUUUCUAAGUAAUUCAUUUGCAUUUUAUUGCAUGACAUAAGUAUUUCAUACAUCAGAAAAGCAGAACUUAAUAUUUGGUACAGAAACCUUUGUUUGCAAUUACAGAGAUCAUACGUUUCCUGUAGGUCUUGACCAGGUUUGCACACACUGCAGCAGGGAUUUUGGCCCACUCCUCCAUACAGACCUUCUCCAGAUCCUUCAGGUUUCGGGGCUGUCGCUGGGCAAUACGGACUUUCAGCUCCCUCCAAAGAUUUUCUAUUGGGUUCAGGUCUGGAGACUGGCUAGGCCACUCCAGGACCUUGAGAUGCUUCUUACGGAGCCACUCCUUAGUUGCCCUGGCUGUGUGUUUCGGGUCGUUGUCAUGCUGGAAGACCCAGCCACGACCCAUCUUCAAUGCUCUUACUGAGGGAAGGAGGUUGUUGGCCAAGAUCUCGCGAUACAUGGCCCCAUCCAUCCUCCCCUCAAUAAGGUGCAGUCGUCCUGUCCCCUUUGCAGAAAAGCAUCCCCAAAGAAUGAUGUUUCCACCUCCAUGCUUCACGGUUGGGAUGGUGUUCUUGGGGUUGUACUCAUCCUUCUUCUUCCUCCAAACACGGCGAGUGGAGUUUAGACCAAAAAGCUAUAUUUUUGUCUCAUCAGACCACAUGACCUUCUCCCAUUCCUCCUCUGGAUCAUCCAGAUGGUCAUUGGCAAACUUCAGACGGGCCUGGACAUGCGCUGGCUUGAGCAGGGGGACCUUGCGUGCGCUGCAGGAUUUUAAUCCAUGACGGCGUAGUGUGUUACUAAUGGUUUUCUUUGAGACUGUGGUCCCAGCUCUCUUCAGGUCAUUGACCAGGUCCUGCCGUGUAGUUCUGGGCUGAUCCCUCACCUUCCUCAUGAUCAUUGAUGCCCCACGAGGUGAGAUCUUGCAUGGAGCCCCUGACCGAGGGUGAUUGACCGUCAUCUUGAACUUCUUCCAUUUUCUAAUAAUUGCGCCAAGAGUUGUUGCCUUCUCACCAAGCUGCUUGCCUAUUGUCCUGUAGCCCAUCCCAGCCUUGUGCAGGUCUACAAUUUUAUCCCUGAUGUCCUUACACAGCUCUCUGGUCUUGGCCAUUGUGGAGAGGUUGGAGUCUGUUUGAUUGAGUGUGUGGACAGGUGUCUUUUAUACAGGUAACGAGUUCAAACAGGUGCAGUUAAUACAGGUAAUGAGUGGAGAACAGGAGGGCUUCUUAAAGAAAAACUAACAGGUCUGUGAGAGACGGAAUUCUUACUGGUUGGUAGGUGAUCAAAUACUUAUGUCAUGCAAUAAAAUGCAAAUUAUUUACUUAAAAAUCAUACAACGUGAUUUUCUGGACUUUUGUUUUAGAUUCCGUCUCUCACAGUUGAAGUGUACCUAUGAUAAAAAUUACAGACCUCUACAUGCUUUGUAAGUAGGAAAACCUGCAAAAUCGGCAGUGUAUCAAAUACUUGUUCUCCACACUGUACAUACAUAGUUGUGUUUCAUAUGACUGAUAGUGCUAAAGGGCAUUGGCUCUCUGUCAGAGAAGGCUGUGUGUAUCGUGGCUGUGGGGUAAAGAGGGUGUGUGUGUGCGUUCACUGUUCAUACUCUGUUCUAUGAGGCAUUGUGUCCAUACAAUCCCCCAGUCAGUGUUGAGACAGGCUCUUAGGAUGAGAAGCUUAUGCUGGCCUCACACACUGACCCCUAACACACACUCUCCUCACAGCACCAGCUGAUAUAGGUCACUCACGCUCUAGUGCCUUGCACAGUGACACUGCUAAUGAGAAACAGCUGGGGAAAGUGUUCUGGACACACAGACCAUACUGUUAUUUGUGUUGUCAUCGUUGAUAAAUUACUUGUUUGUUUACACUACUGGAGCUCCAUUGCAAAAAUGUUUUAUUAGUUAAUAGAAUGAAGGAAAGAAAUGUGAGCUUCGUGGUUUGCUAUUCAAAUACUGGAACUGUCAGGAAUCUGUCCAAAACUACCCCUACCCCACCAUUUAUGGUAUUAAUAAUAACAUUAUUAUUAUUUUGUCAUGUCUCCCUCCAGACUGAAGCCUCUGGAUAUUGAGUUUAUGAAACGGUUGCAUGAGAAGGUGAACGUCAUCCCACUGAUCGCAAAAGCAGACACUCUCACCCCAGAGGAGUGCCAACAGUUCAAGAAGCAGGUCAGUGGGCUCUGUCUGGGGGCUGGGCAUCAAGGGUUUACGCUGACGAAGACUUGAGUGUUGCAGAUAGAAAUGCACAGUUUGGCCAGAAUGGUGGUUACCUAUUCCACAUACUGCUCUGACGAUGCCCUCAAAGUUUCCCCUGGGUAGUACUUUGAUACAGUCUGAAUGGAGUUGAUACCACAUGAUAAAGAACUGUCCUACAUGUCUUGGAUUGUCAUUGGGGUCCUUCUUAAUAAAACAUACUGAACCUUCCCUCUCCUCAGAUCAUGCGGGAAAUCCUGGAGCACAAAAUCAAGAUCUACGAGUUCCCAGAGACGGAUGAUGAGGAAGAGAACAAACUGGUGAAGAAGAUCAAGGUAUGAAACAAAUGUACCGCAUGUUGUUGUAAGCACCAUGCAUGCACCAACGAACUUAGCCAUUUAAACCUUUAGGCACUUAGCUACAUCAGUCCCGCCUGGAUUUUGUUAUAUUGCGAUCGCAAUUGUUUUUGCUAAAUCAACAAUUCCUGCUUAUUAUGCGAGGGCUGCAAAUGACCAAUCACUGUACUAUUACCCAAUAAAACAGUAAAUCAUUGCAAUAUUACCGCAUAGAACUCUCCAGUCAUUUGCAUUUUAAUGAGGGAAAUAAGUAUUUGACCCCCUCUCAAUCAGAAAGAUUUCUGGCUCCCAGGUGUCUUUUAUACAGGUAACGAGCUGAGAUUAGGAGCACACUCUUAAAGGGAGUGCUCCUAAUCUCAGCUUGUUACCUGUAUAAAAGACACCUGUCCACAGAAGCAAUCAAUCAAUCAGAUUCCAAACUCUCCACCAUGGCCAAGACCAAAGAGCUCUCCAAGGAUGUCAGGGACAAGAUUGUAGACCUACACAAGGCUGGAAUGGGCUACAAGAUCAUCGCCAAGCAGCUCGGUGAGAAGGUGACAACAGUUGGUGCGAUUAUUCGCAAAUGGAAGAAACACAAAAUAACUGUCAAUCUCCCUCGGCCUGGGGCUCCAUGCAAGAUCUCACCUCGUGGAGUUGCAAUGAUAAUGAGAACGGUGAGGAAUCAGCCCAGAACUACACGGGAGGAUCUUGUCAAUGAUCUCAAGGCAGCUGGGACCAUAGUCACCAAGAAAACAAUUGGUAACACACUACGCCGUGAAGAACUGAAAUCCUGCAGCGCCCGCAAGGUCCCCCUGCUCAAGAAAGCACAUAUACAUGGCCGUCUGAAGUUUGCCAAUGAACAUCUGAAUGAUUCAGAGGAGAACUGGGUGAAAGUGUUGUGGUCAGAUGAGACCAAAAUCGAGCUCUUUGGCAUCAACUCAACUUGCCGUGUUUGGAGGAGGAGGAAUGCUGCCUAUGACACCAAGAACACCAUCCCCACCGUCAAACAUGGAGGUGGAAACAUUAUGCUUUGGGGGUGUUUUUCUGCUAAGGGGACAGGACAACUUCACCGCAUCAAAGGGACGAUGGACGGGGCCAUGUACCAUCAAAUCUUGAGUGAGAACCUCCUUCCCUCAGCCAGGGCAUUGAAAAUGGGUCGUGGAUGGGUAUUCCAGCAUGACAAUGACCCCAAAGACACGGCCAAGGCAACAAAGGAGUGGCUCAAGUAGAAGCACAUUAAGACUAGCCAGUCUCCAGACCUUAAUCCUAUAGAAAAUCUGUGGAGGGAGCUGAAGGUUCGAGUUGCCAAACGUCAUCCUCGAAACCUUAAUGACUUGGAGAAGAUCUGCAAAGAGGAGUGGGACAAAAUCCCUCCUGAGAUGUGUGCAAACUUGGUGGCCAACUACAAGAAACGUCUGACCUCUGUGAUUGCCAACAAGGGUUUUGCCACCAAGUACUAAGUCAUGUUUUGCAGAGGGGUCAAAUACUUAUUUCCCUCAUUAAAAUGUAAAUCAAUUUAUAACAUUUUUGACAUGUGUUUUUCAGGAUUUUUUUGUUGUUAUUCUGUCUCUCACUGUUCAAAUAAACCUACCAUUAAAAUUAUAGACUGAUCAUGUCUUUGUCAGUGGGCAAACGUACAAAAUCAGCAGGGGAUCAAAUACUUUUUUCCCUCACUGUAUAUACAUACAGUUGAAGUCGAAGUUUACAUACACUUAGAUUGGAGUCAUUAAAACUUGUUUUUCAACCACUCCACACAUUUCUUGUUAACAAGCUAUAGGUUUGGCAAGUCGGUUAGGACAUCUACUUUGUGCAUGACACAAGUAAUUUUUCCAACAAUUGUUUACAGACAGAUUAUUUCACUUAUAAUUCACUGUAUCACAAUUCCAGUGGGUCAGAAGUUAACAUCUAAGUUGACUGUGCCUUUAAACAGCUUGGAAAAUUCCAGAAAAUGAUAUCAUGGCUUUAGAAGCUUCUGAUAGGCUAAUUGACAUCAUUUGAGUCAAUUGGAGGUGUACCUGUGGAUGUAUUUCAAGGCCUACCUUCAAACUCAGUGCCUCUUUGCUUGACAUCAUGGGAAAAUCAAAAGAAAUCAGCCAGAUUUGUAGACCUCCACAAGUCUGGUUCAUCCUUGGGAGCAAUUCCCAAACUCCUGAAGGUACCACGUUCAUCUGUACAAACAAUAGUACGCAAGUAUAAACACCAUGGAACCACGCAGCCGUCAUACCGCUCAGGAAGGAGACGCGUUUUGUCUCCUAGAGAUGAACAUACUUUGGUGUGAAAAGUGCAAAUCAAUCCCAGAACAACAGCAAAGGACCUUGUGAAGAUGCUGGAGGAAACUGGUACAAAAGUAUCUAUAUUAACAAUAAAACGAGUCCUAUAUCGACAUAACCUGAAAGGCCGCUCAGCAAUGAAGAAGCCACUGCUCCAAAACCGCCAUAAAAAAGCCAGACUACGGUUUGCAACUGAACAUGGGGACAAAGAUCGUACUUUUUGGAGAAAUGUCCUCUGGUCUGAUGAAACAAAAAUAUAACUGUUUGGCCAUAAUGACCAUCGUUAUGUUUGGAGGAAAAAGGGGGUCGCUUGCAAGCCGAAGAACACCAUCCCAACCGUGAAGCACGGGGCAGGCAGCAUCAUGCUGUGGGGGUGCUUUGCUGCAGGAGGGACUGGUGGACAUCACAAAAUAGAUGGCAUCAUGAGGAAGGAAAAUUACGUGGAUAUAUUGAAGCAACAUCUCAAGACAUCAGUCAGGAAGUUAAAGCUUGGUCGCAAAUGGGUCUUCUAAAUGGACAAUGACCCCAAGCAUACUUCCAAAGUUGUGGAAAAAUGGCUUAAGGACAACAAAGUCAAGGUAUUGGAGUGGCCAUCACAAAGUCCUGACCUCAAUCCUAUAGAAAAUGUGUGGGCAGAACAGAAAAGGCGUGUGCGAGCAAGGAGGCCUACAAACCUGACUCAGUUACACAAGCUCUGUCAGGAGGAAUGGGCCAAAAUUCAUCCCACUUAUUGUGGGAAACUUGUGGAAGGCCACCCGAAACAUUUGACCCAAGUUAAACAAUUUAAAGGCAAUGCUACCAAAUACUAAUUGAGUGUAUGUACACUUCUGACCCACUGGGAAUGCAAUGAAAUAAAUCAGUCUCUCUACUACUAUUCUGACAUUUCACAUUCUUAAAAUAAAGUGGUGAAUCCUAACUGACCUAAGACGGGGAAUAUUUACUAGGAUUAAAUGUCAGGAAUUGUGAAAAACUGAGUUUAAAUGUAUUUGGCUAAGGUGUAUGUAAACUUCUGACUUCAACUGUACAUACACACAUUCUCUCACACAUCAUUGUGUUAUUUUGCUUGCAGGACCGUCUUCCCCUGGCCGUGGUGGGCAGUAACACCAUCAUCGAGGUGAAUGGGAAAAGGACCAGAGGACGACAGUACCCCUGGGGAGUGGCAGAAGGUACCAGGCAUGAUGGGAGAUGUAGUUUGAUCAGGGAAAAGGACAAUCUAUAGAAAGAGGCUCCUUUAGGAGAGGGGUUUAAAUAUGUAUUGAUUUUCUUUCCUUGCAGUUGAGAACGGAGACCACUGUGAUUUCACCAUCCUACGAGACAUGCUCAUCAGGUACAGACCUUAAAACAUGAAGUUACAAACAUUUAUAGAAAAUGGGGAAAUGACAAUGCAUUUUUUGUAGCAUUGUCAACCACAUUGACCUUAGCCUCAACUUUAAAGGUUUCUAAUACUUGUUUUGUCUGUCUUUCUGUGUGCGUACAGAACCCACAUGCAGGACCUGAAGGACGUGACCAAUAACGUCCACUAUGAAAACUAUCGCAGCAGGAAGCUGGCGGCCGUCACCUACAACGGACAGGACAACAACAGGGUCAAGGGUCAACAGUCGACCAAGUGAGUCCAACAGCUACCAAUGGUUCUCUAUUUAACAAGGCAUAGCCUAACUGUUUUUGUCAUUGAUCAAAGGCAUAUUUUACCUGACAGAUAAUCUACUGGACAUCUGAGACUUUUGAAAUGUUUUAUCAUAUUGAUGCGAUUUUUAGGCUGUAUAAAUGGAUGUUAUUGUCGUAGUGUUCCUGGAGGUAUUUUUGUCCAAUAUAGGUCCAUCAUUCCAAAUGCAGGUAUUACAGUUUAAAGGGAUACUUCGGGAUUUUGGCAAUGAGGCCCUUUCCCUACUUCUCCAGAGUCCGAUGAACUCGUGGAUACCAUUGUUAUGUCUCUGUGUGGAGUUUGAAUGAAGUUGCUAACUAGCGCUAGCGCAAUUGCUAACUAGUUUCGCGAGCCAAUGCUAUCUCGAACUUCCUUCAUACUGGACACAGAUAUACAAAUGGUAUCCACAAGUUCAUCUGACUCAGGGGAAGUCGAAAAAGGGCCUAAUUGCCAAAAUCCUGAAGUAUCCCUUUAAAUUCCACACUGCUGCUCUCUCACACCUAAGACCCUCUUAUGUACACCAACCACGCUCAGCAUCUUAGCUCUUUACUGAGAAACACCAUCACACACUGCGGUUCCUAACGCACAGCUACUCACCAAACACAUGCUGCUAAUGUAAGGCUGCUACACACACCGUUUCAUGCCUCUUGAAAAGUAGUUUUGUUUAUUUGUGAACUUUUCCUUGUUUACCGUGAGAAAGUAGAUGUUUCGUUCUUAGUCCAUGUUUUUGUUAGUGCGGUCAGUCCGUUUAGUUUUUCCGUUGUCGUAGUGCAUGAUUUCAUCGCAGCAUGCUAAGUGUGUGUGUUUCUGUUUUUUUAGACAUGACACAGGUGAAGGCAUGUAAGUGGUCAAUUUAUGUUUUCUUAGAACCUCCUGUAAGAUCAUUUUUUGAAUAUACCUUUUUCCUCCCCUGUUUGUGUUACUUUGUCUGGGUUCUCUCUUUCUCCCAGUUCAGGGAGUUUUCUUCUCCUUUCUUCCCCCCCUUAUGUCAGACAAGGUCUCAAGGAACACUGUAGAGAUGCCAACAUUGUGAGAAAAGUUAACUGGGAAUUGAUAAAUAUGCAUAUUACAUUGCAAAUACUUCAAAUGGAAUUAGCGUAGUUGGACAUGAGCGGAGUCUUAACCAUUUAAAUAUUUUUUUGUUUGCUCAACUGGUGGCUUCUUCUCACUUUCAAUUGAGUUUACUAACAUUUAGCUAAGCUAACAUCCCAAAGCACCACUAUUUCACUACAGUUACUCACUAGCCUAUGCUAACAGCUUAGCUAACUCAGCUCAGGGACUGGUUGGUGCUGAGUCCCUGCUCCAGAACCAAUUGGGUUUCUUCUUCCCUCUGCUUUUCCACACUUCAGUCACCACACUGUUGGGUCCUACCAUUCCUUUCAUGCAUAGCUCCUUGUAUGUACCAAUUCCCUGCAGAGAAAUGGGGGUGACAUUACUGUGCGGAUUGUUCCACUGUGUUGGUGAGGGAGGGGGUCGGUGACGGUGCGCUGUAGGACAGGUCUGACUGUGUGUGUGUGACCCUGCAGGAGCCCCCUGGCUCAGAUGGAGGAGGAGCGGAGGGAGCACGUGGCCAAGAUGAAGAAGAUGGAGAUGGAAAUGGAACAGGUGUUUGAGAUGAAGGUCAAGGAGAAGAUCCAGAAGCUGAAAGAUUCCGAGGCUGAGGUAACAUCAGUCACAUUGCCUUACUACACUACUGUCCUCUACCGUAUGGUUUGACUUCUUACUUCCUGAUGCAUAAACGCUGUGACUUUUCGGUGGGUGUUGAUGUGCUGUGAGUUGGGUGUGUUUAAUGGCUAGUUCUCGUGUGUGAAGUUCACUGCCCCUCUCUCUGAAGUGUUACAUUUUCAAAUGUACUCUUAUUAAACCAGGAUAGUCCUCUUAGUAACAAUUGUCACUGUUUUUCAGUGAGUCAUACAGUUGUGAGCAUGUCUUUCACAUUUUCUGACUCUCUCUUCUUCUGCAGCUCUCGAGGCGUCAUGAGCAGAUGAAGAAGAAUCUGGAGGCCCAGCACAAGGAGCUGGAGGAGAAGAGACGCCAGUUUGAGGAUGACCGGGCCAACUGGGAGACCAAUCAGCGCCUGGAGCAACAGAGAAUGGAUGCCUCCAGGUAACACUGUCUGUCACGCACCUGAUCUGUAGUGCUGACUUUGGUUGUUACUAAUGUAGCUCUAUUUGUCUGUUGGAUAGAGAAAAAAGCUAAACUGGACACAAAAUCAACGGUCUGUGCAGAAUGUAAUACCAGCGUGUCCCACUAGAUGUCACUGUUGUAUAAUCAUAUCUCAUCAAUAUAUUGCCUCAUGUAUUACAUUAUCUCCUCUACAGGACUCUGGAAAAGAACAAAAAGAAGGGGAAGAUAUUUUAG
Messenger RNA from Coregonus sp. 'balchen', 13802 nucleotides. NCBI's taxonomy places the organism in Eukaryota, Metazoa, Chordata, Actinopteri, Salmoniformes, Salmonidae. The record is from the annotation of a GenBank genome assembly.